AUGGGUUUACUGACCAUCAUUAAGAAACAGAAACUGAAAGACAGGGAGAUAAGGUGCCUGAUUUUAGGGCUAGAUAAUUCUGGUAAGUCUACGAUUGUCAAUGGAUUAUUACCUGAGUCGGAGAAAUGCAAUAGCAUCACACCCACUGUGGGGUUUCAGAUACACAGCAUUGUAGUAGAGAGUGCUCAGGACGGUAAGACAUACAAAGUGAAUCUAUGGGAUAUCGGAGGACAGCGUACAUUAAGACCCUUUUGGGAUAACUAUUUUGACAAAACAGACGUAUUACUUUGGUGUGUUGAUAUAGCCUCUUCACUGCGAUUUGACGAAUCAUUCAAUGAGUUGCGAGAGCUGGUAAUGCAAGAUAGGGAUAGAAUUGGUUAUCAAUGCAAGUUGGUCGUGGCUAUCAAUAAGAUUGACUUGGUAGAACAAGCAGAUUUAGAACACUAUGCGCAUGAUAUAGAACAAAAAAUUGAACAUAUUCUGCAUCAUGGACAGUCUGUUGGUGAGAGCUCUAUAGGCCACUAUGUUCUAUGUAGCGGGAAGACUGGCGCAGGCAUUGAAAAUUUAGCACAAAUGAUUGUUGACAGAGAGUAG
Messenger RNA from Nakaseomyces glabratus, 594 nucleotides. It is a transcript of the gene CIN4, whose product is annotated as Arf family GTPase CIN4. Gene Ontology annotation, molecular function: GTPase activity; GTP binding. NCBI's taxonomy places the organism in Eukaryota, Fungi, Ascomycota, Saccharomycetes, Saccharomycetales, Saccharomycetaceae. Gene Ontology annotation, cellular component: microtubule cytoskeleton; cytoplasm. Gene Ontology annotation, biological process: protein folding. The record is from RefSeq and is a predicted model, not a curated record.